Molecule: messenger RNA, 1883 nt
Organism: Varanus komodoensis (Komodo dragon)
Lineage: Eukaryota; Metazoa; Chordata; Lepidosauria; Squamata; Varanidae
Gene: SPRING1
Product: SREBF pathway regulator in golgi 1
Exons: 6
Coding region: 1-843 (280 amino acids)
Biological process (GO): positive regulation of SREBP signaling pathway
Source: RefSeq, a predicted model, not a curated record
AUGGAAAGCGGCACUCUGGAACUUCACCGCAAACGCAUUAGCCACAUCCAGCAGAAAAGUGGUCGCCAAGAAGGACCGGAAAGACCCCAGCACCCAGCGCUUGCGCAGCAGCCUGCGCCACACCAGCCGCCGCCGCUGCCCCGCUGGGCCGGCGAGGCCGCGGCGGGGCUCGCGCCGCCGGGCAGCCCGCGCGCCGCCGCCUCGCCCUCCGCGUCCUGCCGGCCCGCGGUGCAGCUGCUGGCGCUGGUGUGGCGCAGGCUGCUGCGCAAGCGCUGGGUGCUGGGGCUCGUCUUCGGGCUGUCGCUCAUUUACUUCCUCAGCAACACCUUCAAGCAGGAAGAGAGAGCACUGCAGGACCGGAAUCUCCCGGCAGGGCAAGAAGAUGACCGCCCAAUUGCAUGGAAAGUGCAAUUCGGCUCGGGAAACGGCAGCCAGUUGAGUAACCAGUGCCGGAACUCUGUCCAGGGGAAGCUCCUGAUCACAGAUGAGCUGGGUUAUAUCUGUGAAAGAAAGGACUUGCUGGUGAACGGCUGUUGCAACGUGGAGGCGCCCAGCACGAAGCUGUACAGUUGUGACAGCUGCCUGAGCAACAGAUGCUGCAGCGUGUACGAGGCCUGCGUUUCCUGCUGCCUGCAGCCCAACAAACAACGCCUCCUGGAGAAUUUUCUGAACCGAGCAGCAGUAGCCUUUCGGAACCUAUUCAUGGCCGUAGAAGAUCAGUUCGAGUUGUGCCUGGCGAAAUGCAGGACCUCAUCUCAGAGUGUACAGCACGAAAACACCUACCGUAACCCCAUUGCAAAAUACUGCUAUGGAGAGUAUCCCCCGGAUCUCCUGUCUGUGUGAAAGUGAUGAGGAAGCCACUGGAGGCAGCCCAAGAAGAGGCAAAGUUGUGAUGAAGGAAAGAGCAAUGCCAUGUUCAUGGAUGCUUUUGCUCUGUACCGCUGUGUGCACCUGACCUUGUGAAAGAACUUUCUCUGAAUUGUUGCCUUGUUGACAUCCCCCUGCAGUCAAAAAGCUGGAGGACUUGCCUGGCUCGAGCUCUACAACAUGUUGGAGGCUCAUGUUCAGACACUGCAUCAAGGGUGCAGUCGGUCAAGACCUAUCUUGAAAUAUGUACUGCGAGUUAAGUGUAAAUAACUAGCCCAUGGCUAUUUUCCCAGGAGAUUGGUAGACUGAACAGCAAUGAAGGAAGAUGGCACUGCCAUUCAGUGGGGGAAAAUGGCGGACUCCUUACUGGGGAGAUGUAUCCUGCGUCCUGGAUGCAGACUGUUUUAUGUAAAUAUAUUUAUUGGGAUCGUAUGGGGAGGGUUGCGCCAGCUCAAAAUGCAUUGAUUCCAUAAGAGUGUCAGGUUGGUCUUAAGACUGAAUAAUUGGAUUAACUUUCUCAAGCUUUACUCAUCCAUCUUGUCCUGCAUGAGCUCUUUCUCUUGAUGUGAUCACUGGCUGUUUGCCAGCAAAGCACCUGCUUCCCACCACACUCCAUCUUCUGAUAUCCUAGAGCUUCCGUGCAAAUAGAUGACUUGAACAAGCAUGAUUAGGGUUGUGUGAGGUGGGGCAGGGCCAGCAGCUCCAAGACUGCCUGCUCAGUAAAUGCACUCAGUUCAGGCAGGGCAUGUGUUUGAGGCACGGAAAUGGCAGUUCGGUGAGGGAGGCAGCGAAUGCCCGAUGAAUGUUGUUGAUCCCUUUAAGACCGGUAGGCAAAUAGAUUCUGUUUUAUUGAGGUUGAGGCUGCUGGGAUACUGAGCUUGCUGAUGAAAUCUCUGACCAAGGAAUGCUUUGAUUCUGGGUUUUGACUAAUUAUGGAAGACUUAAUGUCUCACUCCUGUAAUGAUUCUGUGUACUUGUAAACAAGUUCUGAGCAUCACUGGUGCAAACUCCUGCUA